Molecule: messenger RNA, 2917 nt
Organism: Durusdinium trenchii
Lineage: Eukaryota; Dinophyceae; Suessiales; Symbiodiniaceae
Source: the annotation of a GenBank genome assembly
GCUCGGUGGAGCUUGGUUUUGACGUUUGUUGAAUGGCUCGAAACUCCCAUCACCAGGACACCGCUCGACGUUCCUUCGAUGCUUCUCGCCGCAGCUUGCUGGUUCCCAUUCGGCACGGUGCGGUGUUCCGGAAAGCGCAGAUGGAGGCUCAGGCUCAAAUGUACGUGGUGAAGAGAGAUGGUCACAAGCAGGAGGUGAAGUUUGACAACAUCACCAAGCGCCUUCGAAACCUUUGCGAGGGUCUCGACCCGCGCUACAUCGACCCGGUGUUGGUCACACAGAAGGUGGUAGAAGGCCUCCACACCGGCAUCACUACGGCGCAAAUCGACACCCUGGCUGCAGAGACUUGUGCUUACAUGUCUCAGAAGCAUCCGGACUUCUCCACCCUGGCGGCGCGCAUCGCGGUCUCCAACCUUCACAAGAACACCUCUGACUCAUUCUGCGAGACCUGCAAGAUCCUUUUCCAUUACGUGGAUCCGCAGGGCCGUAAUGCUGGCUUGCUCGCCCAGGAGAUCUGGGACUUUGUGAAGGAGAACGGCAAGGAGCUCGAUGAGGCCAUCGACUAUGACAGAGAUUUGGGCUACGACUACUUCGGCUUCAAAACUCUGGAGAAGUCUUACUUGCUGCGUGUGGGUGGCCGGAUUGUCGAGCGUCCUCAGCACCUGAUCAUGCGCGCAGCAUGUGGGAUCCACUGUGGAGAUCUCAAAGCCACACUGGAAACGUAUGAGCUGAUGUCCAGGAAGUACUUCACUCACGCGACGCCGACGCUCUUCAAUGCAGGGACGCCUUAUCCGCAGAUGUCAUCCUGUUUUCUGCUGAAGAUGCAGGGAGACAGCAUCGAUGGGAUCUAUGACACCCUGAAGCAAUGUGCUGUGAUCUCCAAAUCUGCCGGCGGCAUUGGUGUGGCCGUCUCCAACAUUCGCGCCAGUGGCUCCUACAUCAGGGGCACCAACGGCACCAGCAACGGCCUGGUACCCAUGCUCCGGAACUUUAACGAGACGGCACGCUAUGUGGACCAGGGUGGUGGCAAGCGGAAGGGUGCUGUAGCAGUCUACUUGGAACCUUGGCACGCGGACGUCUAUGAGUUCUUGGAGCUGCGCAAGAACCACGGCAAGGAAGAGCAGCGAGCAAGAGAUUUGUUUUAUGGUUUGUGGGUGCCCGAUCUGUUCAUGAAGCGAGUCAAGGCUGAUGAGGAUUGGACACUCUUUUGCCCCAAUGAGGCCUUCGAUCAGGAGACCGGAAAGGGUUUGAUGGACUUCUGGGGCGACGCCUUCGACGAACUCUACACGAGGCUUGAGGCGGAGAAGCGUGGCCGGAAGACGGUGAAGGCGCGGCACCUGUUCUCGCAGAUCUUGCAGGCGCAGAUCGAGACGGGCACUCCUUUCAUGCUUUAUAAGGAUCACGCCAACAGCAAGUCCAACCAGAAUCACUUGGGCACCAUCCAUUGUUCUAACCUUUGCACUGAGAUCAUUGAAUACACUUCGCGAGAUGAGGUCGCCGUUUGCAAUUUAGCGUCCAUUGCGUUGCCUGCCUUCGCGGAGGCGUCCGGGCGGCCCUAUGAUUUCCAGAAACUCUACGAGGUCACCAAAGUUGCCACGAAAAACCUCAACAAGGUGAUCGACCGGAACUAUUACCCCAUCGAGGAGGCCAAACGAUCGAAUUUGCGACAUCGGCCCAUUGGGUUGGGUGUGCAAGGCUUGGCGGAUGUGUUUCUGAUGAUGAAGCUGCCCUUUGAGAGUGAAGCGGCCAAAGAGUUGAAUGAGGACAUCUUCGAGACCAUCUACUUCGCAGCGUGUGAAGCGUCCUGUGAGCUGGCAGAGCUUCAUGGCAGCUACGAGAGCUAUCAGGGCAGCCCUGUGAGCCGAGGGCAGUUGCAGUUCGACUUGUGGGGCCAGACUCCCAAGAGUGGCCGUUGGGAUUGGUCCGCGCUGAAGCGGCGCAUCGCCCGGAGUGGCCUCAGGAACUCCUUGCUGGUGGCACCCAUGCCCACGGCGAGCACUGCACAGAUCUUGGGAAACAACGAGUCUUUCGAGCCCUACACGCAGAACCUCUACGUGCGUCGGGUGCUCUCCGGAGAGUUCGUUCAGGUGAAUCGACAUCUUCUCAAGGAUCUCAUUGCUCAAGGCCUGUGGACUGAGGAGCUCCGAUCUCAGCUCAUCCGCGAGAAUGGGAGCGUGCAACGCUUGGACUUGCCGGAAGAGAUGAAGGAGCUCUACAAGACGGUCUGGGAGAUCAAGCAGAAGGUGGUCCUAGACAUGGCGGCUGAUCGUGGAAAGUACAUUGAUCAGUCCCAGUCCUUGAACAUCCACAUGACAGACGUCACCAGCGCCAAGCUCAUGUCGAUGCACUUCCAUGGCUGGUCUCGAGGGCUCAAGACAGGGAUGCGCCCGGGCUUCGACUCUCGCAGUGGGCGAAGGGGAACGGUGAGAAUCAGACGGGUCAAAAGGACGCACGGUGCACCAACCAUCCUGGCGCCCGUCCCACCAGGCUGCUGCAAGCCAUCGACGUUUGGCAAGACGAUGGCGAAGAGAGAAGCUGCGGACAGGAAGCAUGGAUGAAUGCCCACUUCAAUCCUUAGCCGAGCUGAAGCUUUUCGAAAGGCAUGAUCAUGCAUCCAAGCAAGAUUGUACUACCUUCGCACCAAGGCCGCUGCCGAUGCGAUCAAGUUCACCGUCGAGGUUCAAAAGUCGAGCGACGAGUCUGCCAUCAAAGCGUUGAAGUCAGAAGCUCCCACCUAUUCCUGCGUGGGCUGCAGUUCCUGAACAUGCCGAAAAAGCAGCUGUUAAGGAAAUUGCAGAGCAGCUUCACAGGGGUCGAGCCUGCUGAAGUAGGGAGGUUCGGUUUGGCUGUCGUUUUCCUGGAUCUGCUGAAAUGGUGAAAUGACGAUUGAUUCCAUGUGUUUCGUGGUUGAUGGUGC